AUGCAAAGAUUCUUCUCCACUUCUGCCAAGCGUUGCUUCCAAAAGGAUACUAUUACUUCUUUCAUGAAGCCAUCUAUUCCAAAACAAGCAUCCCACAAGAUGAAGGCCACUCAAGCAUCUCCAUCCAAAUGGAAUCCAACCAAUGGUAACUCAUUCAGAUCAUUUGCUGAAUACAGAUUAAAGGCCACUAAUCAAUCUCCAUUAGGAGUUAGAGCAAGAUUACCAAACUUAUACUCAUCCCAACACCACAUCUAA
Hemisphaericaspora subhashii is the source of this 255-nucleotide messenger RNA. RefSeq lists its product as uncharacterized. Bases 1 to 255 code for a protein of 84 amino acids. The record is from RefSeq and is a predicted model, not a curated record. NCBI's taxonomy places the organism in Eukaryota, Fungi, Ascomycota, Pichiomycetes, Serinales, Debaryomycetaceae. The transcript has a single exon.